Durio zibethinus is the source of this 1252-nucleotide messenger RNA. RefSeq lists its product as uncharacterized. The record is from RefSeq and is a predicted model, not a curated record. NCBI's taxonomy places the organism in Eukaryota, Viridiplantae, Streptophyta, Magnoliopsida, Malvales, Malvaceae. Gene Ontology annotation, molecular function: structural constituent of ribosome. Gene Ontology annotation, biological process: translation. Gene Ontology annotation, cellular component: ribosome.
GAAUCAAUCGUUUCAAUGGGAACUGGACCCGAUCAGCCCACACCGCACCCUAAUUACCCCAAGACUUCCCAAAGAAAACCCAGGAAGGAGAGGUUUAGUUCGCAUUACGACAAUACCUCACCGUUCCCAAUCGUAAGUAUGAAGGUGCGAUCAUCAGUGAAAAAGAUGUGUGAAUUCUGCAGAACCGUUAAGCGCUGUGGACGGGUAUAUGUACUAUGCACUGCCAACCCUAAGCAUAAGCAACGGCAAGGCAUGUCCACAUUUGCUUCUCAAGGCACAUUGCUUCCUUCGACGACAGAGACAAAUGUCAAGCAUGCAAUUUUGCCCAGUUACAGCAUGCGGCCGGGACUAGCAUCCCUUCUUUACGGAAGGCAAGAGCCUUCAUUGAUGAUUGGAUGGAGGGCUAACUUGGCAUCUCUCUUAUUCAAACGUGGAAAUUAGGGGAACCAAAUUACAGUUGUGGACUUGAUAUUCAACUGAUGCUGCUGAAGCUAGGAUUCUAUGAAUUUGUUUUCCAUUGCUAUUAUAUUAGUGAAUAGUGAUACCGUAUUUGGAAUUAUCUUCGGUAUUUUGUUUCAUCAUGGUGCUGUACUUAUUGUUGCAGUCCUAAAACAACUGUUGAAACACAGAUAUAGUUGAAAUGGCAGUGCCUUUUGAGUCUUUGUGGUACGUGGGAUUGCAUUUAUGCGCACGCCUUGGGGUGCAUGCGGAUAAGAACCAAGAGCAGCCUGGGAUUAUUGAGAAAUUGGUACGAGUGUUCUGUAACCAAUCUAUUUCUUGGAUUUAUUUUAUCCAUGUUUACCUGGAAAUGAAACAUAAAAGCAGUAAAGGCAGAGGAGAUCGUGGAGCUCUUUCAUCCUUCUCCCUUGUGUUUCCUGCAUUUUGUUUAAGGAUGGGAAAUGGGAGAUGCCCAAGCCCUAACCAUGCUCUGCGCAUGGAAGAAAGAAUGCGCUUUCUUUUAUGGGGGCGCAUUGACAAUAAAGUCAAUGUGUAAACAUUGAGGUUCACUUCUGCCUAUUGAAGGCAAAGAAGAAACCAUUUAAUUUCUUGUGGAUUCGAUGGCCAGCAAUGUUUCAAGUGCUUGCUUUGGCAUACACAUCGGGGCACUUUCUUGCUCUUGGAGCCUGGGGUUUUACUAUUGAUAAUAACUUUAAGAUAACCAAAUUAUGUAUAAUUGUUAUGGGAGGUGGUGACAUUGUUCGAAUAUGUAAAUGGGCAGACAAAAAUAAAAACAUUGUGUAAUAAUAUCAAU